This is a messenger RNA of Numida meleagris (helmeted guineafowl), 11787 nucleotides long. It is a transcript of the gene SNX19, whose product is annotated as sorting nexin 19. Bases 825 to 3596 code for a protein of 923 amino acids. The transcript is spliced from 11 exons. Gene Ontology annotation, molecular function: phosphatidylinositol binding. Gene Ontology annotation, cellular component: intracellular membrane-bounded organelle; early endosome membrane. Lineage: Eukaryota; Metazoa; Chordata; Aves; Galliformes; Numididae. The record is from RefSeq and is a predicted model, not a curated record.
AAAGAGGCGGGUCCCGCGCUGCCCGGAUCCUGCUGGGGUGGUUCCGUUGUCGGGUGCUGGUGGGAGCGCGGUCCCGGGGCCUUGGGAGACGUUGGCGGCUGAGCGCUGCGAUUGGAGCUGUGGUGUGGGUCGUGAGGAGCAGCUGUGUCUGUGCUCUGGUGUCUGCUGGGUGCGGUCCUGGUGCUCGGUGAGGGGUCAGGUAGGGAGCCCGGCCGGGGGAGGUGUGGGGUCGGUCGGUAGAGCCCUGCUGGGGCAGCCCCGGUACCCGGAGCCUCGUAGGUUGAGCAGUGCCCUGUGAGGAGGCUGCUGGCUGCAGCCCUGCUGCCUGGUUGGGAGCCCAACAGACGGGAGCUCAGUCAACUGAGCCCCAGUGCCAGCCCUAAUGCUCAGUUAGGCACUUGCUUCUUGUAGCCCUAGUGCAUGGUUAGGAGCCCUGAGCAGGGAGGAGGCCGGAUGGUUGAGCCCCCGUGACUCCCAGUUCUAGUGCAAGUAAGCAGACUGCUGGUUGCAGCCUCAGUGCUUGGUAGCUGGAGCUCAAGUGCUGGGCAAGGGGCAGGUUUGCUUGAGCCCCAGUGCCCAGUAGGGGGUCUGUCUGUAGAACGCUGCUGGGUGCUGCUUGUGGCCCCGGUGCUUGGUUGGGAGUCUGCUUGGUUGAGCCUUAGUGCCCACCAGUACUAGCCCUGCUGCCCAGCAAGCAGCCUGCUGGCUGCAGCCCAGGUGCUGGGUGAGCAGCAGGUUGGCUGAGGCCUGGUGGCUGCAGCCCCAGUACCCGGUCCAGAUCCCAUCGCAGAGCCUGCUUGUUAAGCCCCAGUGCCCGCUGUGCCAUGCCGUGCCGCCGAGAGAUGCUGGCGCUGGCAGCUGUGCUGGGCUGGCUGCUGGUGCUGCUGCUGGACCUGCGGGUGCUGGCACUGCUAUGCGGGACCGCGGCGGUGCUGGGCGGCUGGUUGGGCCCGCGAGCUCUGGGCAGGCCGGGCCGGCGGCUGCGGCUGGAGCGCUUCGCUGGAUCCCUGCGGCCAGCACCAUCCAGCCCUGAGGCGGAGGAGCAGCUGGAGCGGGAGAUCAGCAGCACCAUCAGGAAAGUGGUGCGGGACUUCGUCUCCUCCUGGUACUGCACCGUCAGCAGCGAGCGUGCCUUCGAGGCCGAGGUGGAGAAGGCCAUGGCGGGGCUGGCGGCCGAGCUGAGGCGGCGGAUGGCGCGGGUGGAUCGCCAGGCCCUGGCCCGCCGCCUGCUCCUGCUGUGCGGCCACCACCUGCAGAGCUACCUGCAGGCCGUGCGGCGUCACGGGCCUCUGUGGCAGGAGUACCGCCAGAUCGCAGGCCUGCACCCGGCCCUCUGCAGCCCGGCAGCUGAGGUGAGCUACGCCCGUGCCUCUGUGGAGCUGCUGCUGCGGGCGCUGGUGCCUCAGCCCCACCUGGAGACACGGACGGGUCACUUCGUGGUGGUGGAGCUGGUGGCCUGCAAUGUGCUGCUGCCUGCCGUUAGGAAGAUGGCUGACCCUGACUGGAUCAACCUGCUGCUGGUCGGGGCUUUCCCCAGGAAGCCCCAGGGUGAGGAGCCCAGCCCUGCAGCUCCAGUGCCAAACUCUCUACCCCUCACAGUGCAGCCGAAUGUUGCCCCAGCAGUGCUGCUCCCAUCCCCAUCGCCCGGGCGAGAGGCAGGGGCUGGUGGUGAGGACGGCGUGGAUGUGGCAAGUGAACCACGCCACAGUGAGGGGCCUGUCCUGCGGCCACGAGGCCUGGGCUCGCUGUUCCCCUAUGAGGGUUUGGAGCUGGACUCUCCAGGCCAGGACAUGGAGCUGCUGGCACCAUCACCUGCCGGGGAGUUUCUCGAUGAGCCUAUGCUCGAUGUUCCCACUGUGCUGGAGGGAGCAGACACUUCAGAGGAUGGGAUGGGGGACCUGGAGGAUGGCCAUACCACCAGCAGUGAUGCUGGUCUGCUUCUCCCCACUGCUUUUGCUCUGGGUUCCUGCCCUGAUAUCCAGAUCGAUCCAGCCGUGGAGACGGAGGAGGAGAGCCCCCAGAAGCCCUCCGUGCAGCGACCCUGCAGCUUGGGGAAGGAACUGGGGGCAGCAGAGGCUCCACUACAAAGCCCCUCAGACCCUGGGCAGCCCAUUCCCCUGCUCUCAUCUUCGCCAACCGCUCCCAUCAGCACCUUCAGCUUUGAGCCCCUCAGCAGCCCUGACGGGCCCGUGGUCAUCCAGAACCUGCGUAUAACUGGCACCAUCACUGCCCGUGAGCACAGUGGGACCGGCUUCCACCCCUACACCUUGUACACUGUCAAGUAUGAGACAGCCCUGGAGGGUGAGGGUGCAGGCACCCUUCAGCAGAUGGCCUACCACACUGUGAACCGCCGCUACCGGGAGUUCCUCAACCUGCAGACCAGGCUGGAGGAGAAACCUGAGCUUCGCAAGUUCCUGAAAAAUAUCAAAGGACCAAAGAAACUGUUCCCUGAUCUCCCAUUUGGAAAUAUGGACAGCGAUAAAGUGGAAGCCAGAAAAAGCCUGCUGGAAUCUUUCUUGAAGCAAUUGUGUGCAGUCCCUGAGAUUGCAAACAGUGAGGAGGUGCAGGAGUUCCUCGCUCUGAACACUGAUGCCAGGAUUGCAUUUGUCAAGAAGCCCUUCGUUGUCUCCAGGAUAGACAAGAUUGUUGUCAAUGCCAUUGUGGACACCUUGAAGACAGCGUUCCCCAGGUCGGAGCCCCAGAGCCCCACAGAGGAUCUUAGCGAGUCCGAAGUGGAUGGGAAAUGUCAGCCAGAUGGGAAGAAGGCAAACAAGUCCAGGCUGAGGUUCCCAUCCAGCAAAAUCACACCAGUGCUGAGUGUGAGCGAAGCACACGACAGGAUUGUGUACUCUGUGAGGGAGGGCAGCGCUGUCUCCGGCACCCUGUCACUGGCUGCUAUGGAGUCCUUCAUCCAGAAGCAGGAGAAGCUGCUGGAGGCAGUCCCCAGCAAAGCUCCUGAGGGCGAGGGGAGCAGAGAAGCCAAGGAAAGAUCUGUGCAGGAGGAUGCAGAUGGGCUGAGCACAUCAGAGCAGGGAGCGCAUCUGGACAUGGACACAGACUCUGAGACUGCUUUGGCUGACCUGGCCCUGGACUUGUUGCGUUUGCUGCUGAUGGAUCACUGGAGCUGGCUGGGCAUGGAGAACAUCCAGAAGGUCUUCCACCUGCUCUUUGGGACCCUCAUUCAAAGGUGGCUGGAAGUCCAAGUGGUCAACCUGACCUGCACCCAGCGCUGGGUGCAGUACCUCCAGCUGCUGCAGGAGUCCAUCUGGCCUGGAGGAGUUCUACCAGAAGUGCCCAAACCAGCCAGGACAGAGGAACAGAAGAAAGCAGCUGCAGAGCAGGCCCUGCAGAGCCUGAUGGGGAUCUUGCCUAAUGUGGUCCAAGAAAUCCUUGGAACUGACAAAUGUCGCAUGAGCUGGAGCCUGGUGCUGGAGUCCUUGGGCCAUCCUGUUAUAAACAGGCACCUGGUUUUCUGCCUCUUGGACAUUCUGCUGGAGUUCUUGGUUCUGAAGGGCUCCAGUGAUGAGCUGGAGACUGCAGCUGUCAUGCCAUCUGACUGUAGUGGCCUGGAGAAAGCAGGCGGUGCAGCACAUUAACAAGGGCUGGUGUAGCCAGCAGUGAGGGAGAGAAGCCGCAGGCAUGGGAUGAUUUAAUUUUCAGUGCUUACUGAACAUGUCUGGGAGCUUCUUGUUAAGAAUUCUUCCAGCUGUAACUAAACGAGGCUGCUUCCAGGCUUCUCUGUUUUUGACUGGGUGAUGGAUUAGACCCAGUGUCAGUGGCUGAUGAGAUCUUUCUGCCAUGUAGUGUCUGUUCCAUUGCUGAGCUGGUGGAGAGCCUGAGCUGAAGAUUCCUGACUUCUGUGCAGCUGGAUGGUCUGAGAAGGAUGUGCAGGCUGCCCACAGAUGCUGCUGGGAUGUCAUGUCCUGCCCUCUGUGCCUGACCAGCCCUAAUGUACAAAGGCAGAUGGCACACAAGCUCUGUUUCUGUGACUUCAAGCUCCACCUGGCACUGGCAUGCAGAGACAUGGCAUGAUGGUAUCUAGCUGACAGGUGACAGGAAGGCCAAAUGCUGUCCCAGAAGCAGCCUGCCCCAUGCCAUCUGUUUCAGCAGAAGGAAGAUGGGGAGAGGAUGGAGCGAGGAGAUGUGACAUCAGCCCUCAAGUCAGACAGGAGCUCAUCCCCACAGCCCACGUGAUUGGGAAGUUGGAAGACAAGCUGUCUCUUUCCUGCUGCCACUAUGACACAGUCUUGUGUCAUAGGAGAAAAGGAGCUGACCCACGUGUGGCACGCAGCAAGUAAAUCAGCUCCUGCACAGCACUCAUCACAGCGAGCUCUGGGAGAGCAGUGAGCACUUCUGAGCCCAGGAGAAAUGCUGAACGUGUGCCAGGGGAUGUCAGCUGUUAGAUGGCCUUGAGAGCAGCACCUUACCUCUGUCAGACUGGUGACAGGGCAGAUGGACCAGGAAAAUGCUCACGAACAGACCUGUCUGUAUUUCUCCCAGGAUAUCAACCACCAAACUGACCAGUGCAGGACUCUGCAAAUCAAGGGGAUGCUGCUCCUGGUGCUUUCAACAGAUUAAAGUACUGAAAAGAGGAGGCAUUGCAAGAGGAAAGCAUGCAAGAUCUCAGCUAAUUUCCAUGUUACUGUACCAAGUGGUGCUUUUCAUGCAGUUUUUUGGAGCUCUGUGAUCAUGUAAUUCGAACGUGUGCACUGCUGACAGCAGAGCCUCUGCUCUUUCCAGAGACAGCUGCUUAAUGAUGGACACAUGGCUGUGUGUUUCUUCAUGCUUCUGGUGUGUAUGUGCCUGUGUUGUGCAAUAAAUACUGGGAAGGAGUAGCUUGGUGCCAGGAAGUAUAUUGUUAGGAAGUCCCCAGAAUAUCCCAAGACAAGGCACAAUGUAAUGAAUCAACACAGUUUUGCACAAUUUGAGCAGAUUCUCAGCAAUGACACUUCUGAAGUGGUAGAGUUGCCCACUUGUUUGGAACAGGAGGGAGCCACGUGUGUUAGAGAGCAUAAGAGCAGAUUAGACAACAUGUUGGAGAAUGUUCAUCAUGGGAUGAUUACGAAUGGCCAAGCAGCAGGUUGGUAAGCAGUGCUAUCUACUUGGAGUACCUUUUUCACCUUUUCCUUCACUGCCAGGCUUCUGUUUCCCUUCUUUCUUUCCUUACAGCUUCCAUUUAUUACAUCACCCAUCUUGAGGAGUGUGAGAAAGCAGUAGGACAAGGAGCUGUCAGCCAGGGAUGGGGCAAUGCACAUACACUGUUGUGCUUGGUGGCUUCCCAGUAGCUCAUGGUGUGCUUGCUUGCUAUUGCUUUCUCUUAAACUUAGUGGGAUUGGAGCACCAAGGCUGCAUUCUGUCAUUGAUUAGGGAUAUCAUUAAGUGUUUGCUGAGGAGAAUCAGUUAAAGAUAGACUGCAGUCUGCAGUCUACCAGCUCCACCUGAGGGCAGAGGCUGGCACAGUCCUUGCAAACACUGGAUGUGUCUUUGGAAGGACAAGGUUACACUUUUUGCCAGGAGGCUCUAAUAUGCCUUUAACCCUGACCUCUGGCACUAGGCAAGCAGCUCAAUAUUUAAUCCUCCUGAUGGAAAUAAUUUGUGGUUUCCGCUGGCGGGCUUGGAGGGACGUAGCUUGAGAGCUGGCACUUGGCUGGAAUGCUGUGACAAUGAUCUGUGGUUACACCAGGCGACUGCUUGGGGCACGUGUGUGUGCCCUGCACCCUUCAUGCAAAGCCUGCAUCUUGUGGGCUUGGUGCAGUAGUAACAUCCCCACUGUGUUCCCUGUUCAUUGCAGGGAGGUUGGACCAGGUAACUUCUAAAGGGCCCUUCCAACUCAAUCCAUUCCCUGAUUCUGCAUGGGAGCAGUUGGGGCAGAGGUGAAGUAAGUUCACUUGCACGCGCUGCAGAUCAGCAGCAGAGUCAGGAGCAGACCCCCGGAGUUUGGAUUGUGAGAUCUUGGAUUUAAUCUCCAGAACCCCCUUUCUUUUCUUAGAGCAAGGAAAGCAGAAACCAGGAUUGCCACAGCCCUUUCUCCAGCUCUUACUGGCUGGGCUUCAAGCUCCCAUUUUCUCCUUUGUAGAUAUGAGUCUGUUCUCACAGCCAGGAUGAAGCUGCUUGGGAAUAAUGUAGGAACAAGUAGCCCCUCUCUGUAUCUUGUUGUUAAGCAAUACAAAAUCCAAUAAGAAACUCAGCUCUUUUUCUGAUGCCAGGUCUUUGUCUCACUAUCACUUUCAAAUUAAGUUGAGCACAACAAUGGCAAACUUCUGUAUUCAGGUGGGCUGGAAGUUUAUUUCCAUUGGGUUGGAAAUACUGCUUUGGUAAAGCAAAUAAGGCCAGCAAAAAAAAAAGCAUCCUGGAGGCAGAGGCUGCUUGUGUGUGUAAACAGUGUACACAGCUUUCCUCUCUCGGGUACCAUCAGCCCUGCUCCUUUCUCCCUGACCAGCAGACUUCUUGAUCUAGGCUUCCCAGUGAGCGUGAAACCAGAGGAGCAAUGUGGAGAUCUUUUGGAAGGAAGCAAGGCUCCCAGAUGAGCAGGGGUCAUGCAGGCCCAUCUCAGUGUCCCUUGGGCACUGCUGCCUGGGAAGCUCUCCUUGACACCAGUCCUAGAGGAAAAAGCUGGUAAGCUAUAAGGAAAGAGGGAGGAAUGUCUGAAAGAGAAAAUUGAAAUGUUAAUCUAAGAAAAAGCACUGGGAAGGAAGGAAAACUUGAUACAAUGAAUGCUUGGGUCAUGUAUUAUUUUAGAUUAGCCCUGCCAUAGAAAGAUCCCAUGCACCCUAUGAAAUCCAUUACCUAUAAGCCAGUGAACAUUUGCACAGCACAUGAUGCAAGGAUCAGAGCUGCAGCCAAGUUCCCCUGUAUGAUAUCCACCCCAGGCCCAACUGGUCCAUUUCCAGUGUCAACAACCAGAGGAUUAAGCAUUUAUCUCUGCAGAACAGCGGAUAAUUAUUAGCAGAUCAAAUAGAGGCUAUGGUCUAGAGAACUUUCCUGUGACUGGUGGUGACCUAGCGUGGCUUUAUUGCCUGCAGGUGAGCUGUGUGGAAUGGGACGUGGGUUUUCCUAUGGUACAUGGUGCAGGCAUUGCCUCACUGGUGUGCGCCUUAUAGCAGAGACCAGCUCCAGGGCUUUGUGCUGGGAUGAUACUGGGCUUCCCAGGUGAAGGUGAGGUGUGUUGUGGCCGCAGGCAGUGGCAGUGAGAACCCAUCCCGUGACCUUCCCUUCCAGCCAAACCCUGGAAGAAGGGAAUCGGGACGCUGUGAUUCUCCAUCUUCUGGAUUUAAAUGUAAAAUUCAGGUUUGGGCACUUCUGGCUUUCUUGAAAUAAAUUAAUACCAUUUUCCUGGCUGCCGUCCAGUUCAGGUAAUUAUAUUCUUCCUACCUUAAUGCCACUCCAGCCCCCUGUCUCCACCGGAUAUGCUGUACUUUAAUUCCUGUCUGGAGCUUGCUUAUUAUGUUACAGUUCUUUUCUGAGUAUGACUUGUGCACAGAGGGCUGGGCAGCCCAAGCUGUUCGAAUAGUGAAAUAGUCGAGAGAAGCAGCCUUAGACAUUUGUCAGUGACUGGUGUUGUCCUAGAGCAUCUCCCCUAAUGUGUGAGGCUGCUGAGCUGGGAAAGUGGAUGGCAGAAGUGAUCCCUGUCCUGUUUAGGCUGCUUGAAGCCUACCUCUGCUUGCACAGAGUCCUGAGGGUGGUGUGGGUGGCAAUGAGGGAAAGCCAGGACUCCAUCAUGGUUCUUCUACCACCCUGUGCUGCCCGGUCUUCAAAGCUGAUAAAGACUGGAGUGUGUCCUUACAUACAGGUGUGGAAGAGACCUCCUGCCAUCAAGGGGAGCACUGGCAGCAUGCUGAUGGGGAUGGGCCCUGACCUCCUUGCAGUCCUGUCUUGAUCUGUGCUUUGCAUCCAGCCUAGAGAAACCCUGCUAGCUAAGCAGUACUGCAAGCUGUCUUCAGUGCCUCAUUUCCCUUUUGGAGUGCAGCUUGCUUCUCCCUGUAAGUGGCUCGUUGGUCUUUGUCUCUCCUAAAUGAUGCAUUGGGAUUGGAUGUUUUUUUUCCCUUGGCAAAGUGUUUAAAGCUGCCUUUUUUCCUUCCCCUUCCAAGGAGGCUCUUGGCAUCUCCUGGCCUUACUGAGCUGCUGAAAAGGUUGCUGCAACUUUGCUGAAAGGUUUCUUGAGGAGAGCAUCCCCCAAUGCUCCUGCUUCCUUCCUGCCCCCAGGGCUCCUUCACAGCCCCAAAGACCAGGGGGGGCUUGAGGGCCAUCCUGAGGGAGGGCCAGCGGGGGUGAGGAUCAAAGACCACAAACCACUGUUUAAAAAAAUAUAAUACCCACAGCUCCUCUGGAGUCCUGCAUCUGGCAGAGCCUCAUUAACCUUCUGUUUUCCCCCUCCUACUCCUUUGCCCCUGAAAAUCAACAAAGCCAAACAUAACAAGUUGCCUUGAUUGAAGGAGGGUGAAGUGUGUGUGCUUAGUGUGAAAAAGCACAAGCGAAGCCAUUGGCUGAAGCCCCUUUUCCAUGCAGGCCACUUCACUUUUAUUACGCUGGAAGAUGGAGCUCUUUGAGUUGUGAUGCUCUUUAUAGCUGAGCUCUUUAACUUUCUCCUUUCCUCCCCUUGCAGCCUUCAUUCUCCCCUUGUUUGGCUCCUUCCGCUCCACUCCUUUCUUUUUUUGUCCUGUGAGAACGAGUCUUUUAAUCCCCUUGUACUGCAGAUUAAAGCUAUUGCGGCCUCCCCAGCCUGACAUUUUCUCAGCACAGCUCGCAGCCAGGUCUUUAUGAGCGUUCUGUCUGCUGCUGCCUUUCUUCUCGGUGCACUAAACCCCCAUCCCUGACCUUUCCCUGCAGAAGGAAGGGCUGCGCUGUGCAAUCCCAUAUAGGCAGAGCAGUCUCAGCAGGGCUCGGGCUGCGGGAAAUUAAAACCUGUGGAAAUUAAUGAGUAAAUAAGGAGAGAAAGAGAAGAUGAUGGGAAUUAAGAGACAGAACCAAAGCAGAAUUCAGCAUGUUUGGGAACUGCAUGCGGGACUUGGGUCUGAGUUCUGCAUCUGGCUGCGUCUUUACAAGGAGGCAAAGCAUGAGCUUUGGCCUGCUUUUAGCAAGGCAGUGGGGUUACCUGAGACAUGAGUUGUAGUCACCGCAUGCCUUACACUGGAGCUGAGGAUAAUGGAUGCUGGCACAUGGAGGUGCACAGAUUAGGGCUUAGUGUGCGAGCUUCCAGGGACAGGGAUUCUGUAGUACUUGUCACCAGUUGUUUCAGUGUGGAUGUUAAGAAAAGUUUCAUCUCCAAAAGAGUGGUGCUGCAAUGGCACAGCUGCCCAGGGGGUGAGGGGUCACCGUCCCUGGGUGUGCUCUGGAACUGUGGGCACGUGGCAUUGAGGGAUGUGGGGAUGGGAGGGUUGGGGAUCUGAAAGGUGUUUCCCAACCUGAGUGAUUCUGUGGUAGGAGAGGGAUCUGUUGUUACGCGCACAGUGGAGGUGGUGGUUUGAUGGCUCCUUCUCUCAGAUCUCCUGCAUUAGCUUCCUUGUGCUACCUGUGCAAGAGAGUACAGAAGACCAACUUUCCAUCCUGCGAGGCUUUACUCGCAUCCAUGUCUGUGGGUUAUUUCACGUCCCUUUCAAAACGAAGAACAGAGUUUGUUUCUCUUAGCGAGCAACUUGAGGGCACAGCCUUCGUGCAGAAGGCUGGAAGGUGUUGAAGGGGCUGAUUCAGCACCUCCUGCUUUUGCUAAAGCACACAGAGCACGCAGCGCUUCCCAUCGCGUACCGCAGCAACGGUGGGGGCUCCUGGGGCAGGCAGCAAAAUUGCUUUCUGAGUGAGAAUAAAAGAAGUGCAACUGUCCCCUUUUUGGGAACUGGUUUCGGGGCAGAAGUUCCCCCGGCAGCUCAGCGUGCCCUAAUGAAAUGGAAGCAGGAGCUGGCCCCCAGAGGGGCCCUACGUGUGAACCGCUGCCAUGUCGAAUCCACACCAAUCCCUCCGCCGGGAGCCCCUGCCCUGUAAUUACUGCUUUUCUCUUUGUGUGGGCCACCCCCCCCCUCCUCCAUCCCCUCUCUCCCUCCCCGUGCGCGCCCCAUAAGAGGAUAUUUGUAAUGAAAAUCGCUCGGCAGAAGCGGAGAACAAAAGCGGAGGCGAGAGGAGCUGGGCUCCCACCUCCGGCCGCGGGGUGGGCGCAGGGGCCGGGAGCCGCUUAUUAACCUUAAUCUGCAGAAAGGGGCCGGAGCCGCGGUGUGCGCGGUUUCAUAGCUACAGCAGCUCGCUCCCAGGCGUGCAGCCUUAUGAAGGGGAGAUCUCCCGGCAACGCGCCCGGCCGGGGCUCUAAUGCGUUUUGCACCGUGCCGUCUAAUCUGGGUUGGAAACGUCACCGGGAUCCGGCCCCAGGCUGGCAGAUCCCAGCCACGGCCGCGCUCGUAAGCACAUAUCCAGCUCCAGCCUUCUGGUUGCUGGGGUGAAAGGGCCUCUUCAUCUCCACAGGGAGAGGCAGAUGAAUCCUGGGCUCGAACAAGGGACCUGCUUUUUUUUUUUUCCCCCCCACCUCUGGCUCAAGGGCCCUUUAUUAUGUCUUUUAAUUCUCAACUGCGAGUGGGAGGGAGCAAUAAGACCAGAGAAAUGGGGGGCAAAAAGCCCCUCGCAGUGGGGAAAGGCCUCAGCCGCCGGUGUGUGAAAUGGGAUGGCAGCACGGGGAUUAGAGAUGUCAGCUCGUGGGAAGCGCUUGAUAUUUAAUAGCUUUGCUUGCUGGCUGCGAGAUGAUGAUGGGCCCGAGGGAGCACAAUGUGGAAUGGGGAGAAGAAGCCACAGGAGUUGAGCUUGUGUCACUUAACAUCAAAUUAUGGUCCCGGUGGCUCAUCUUGUCCGUAUCUGGUUGGCAUGGGAUGUUCUCGGCACAGCGAACCAAGCAGGGCUUCUUCCCAAAGGGCAGACAGUGCCUGGGCCAUGUCCCCUUUCUGAUGGAUGCAACUUGUUCGUGGCAACCACAGGCACUGAGCAUGCUGCUGAAUGGGGUGUCUGCAGCACGUUGGGUAUUAGGAAAAGUUUCUUCUCUGAAAGAGCAGUGCUGCAUUGGCACAGCUGCCCAGGGAGGGGGUCACCAUCCCUGGGGGUGUUCCAGAGCCAUGGGGAUGUGGCACCGAGGGACGUGGGCAGUGGGCACGGUGGGGUGGGGUUGGGUUGGAGGUCUGAGAGGCCUUUUCUGGCCUCACGAUUCUGUGAUUCUGUAUUCUGUUUUGCUCAUAUUUAUGGCUGCUGAGGGAACCGAGUCCUUUCGAGGCUCUAGCACUCUGUAGUCUCAUCUCUGAUGCUAUCUUCUGCACGCAGUCGGGGCCAUGCGAGGAAUUCUUCGCGCAAAGAGCGCGUGCUCCUGCGCCCAUCAACAUUUUUGUGCGAUUACACCAACAAAAAUUGCUGGAUUCCUCCCUCUCCUCCUGAACACGUGUCGCACACAGCGCGCUGCGUUUCUCGCCCAGCUCACCUCCUCUGCCCCACGGCUGUGGCCUCAAAGGGGAAGCUGCCCCUCAUGGAGAAGGGCUAUUGGAACGACAGAGCGGUUCUGGUAGGAUGGAGAUGGCUUCUUGUUGCUUCCUUUGUAACGAGUGAUGAAGACCAAGUGACCUGAGCCUUCCCAUCGUGAUUGAUUGGUAAAGAGCCUUCCCAGCACUGCACUUCAUCACCGCAUCAAAAGGCAAUGUGCCCUUAACGAACCUGCUCUGCUCUGGGCUCCGUCAAGCUGUGUUAAGCUUUUGUUUUGCUUUUGUCCGUGCGAGUGAAUUCUAAUAAACUAGCACAUGGCUGUUGGUUCCAGGACAAAGCACAAACACA